AUGCCAAAACGAAAACGAACCCAGGCCGCCGCAGCAGGUCAACUGCCCUUACGUAGAAGCGCCCGCUUAAUUGAGAAGCGCCAGAAUGAACUUGCGCAGACGCAGGCUCAGGCUCAGGCUCAACAGAAUAACAACCAGGGAGCCAAUAAUCAGGUACCACAACAGCCACAGCAGCAACCCCAACAACAGGCUCAGCAACAAGCUCAAGGACAGGCCCAAGGACAGAUUCAACAGCAUGUUCAACAGCAACCUCAGCAACAACCUCAGCAACAACCUCAGCAACAACCUCAGCAACAACCUCAGCAACAACCUCAGCAACAACCACAGCAACAACAGGCUCAGCAGCAAGGUCAAGCGCAAGCUCAACAACCGCAAUUACAACAGCAACCACAGCCUCAACAACAACCAGCCCUGAAUCCACCACCCCAAGCAGCCCCGGGACAACUAGCACAAGAUGCCCAAAACAGACUACAAGACAAAAUCAAACGAGCGAAGAACAACCCGGGCAUCCAGCACUGGAUGGCCCACAACCGCUGGCCGCAAGGACCACCGGCGGAACGGUUCGGCCAGGUCGAUCCACAGCUCCUCCCCCUCAAACGAUCAAGAGGUUCCGUCCAGGCUCGGGCGGCCGCAGAGGCAGACUGGGAAGUUGAAGAGGAGCGAGCACGCUCGCCGGAGCGGGACGAAGCUGAUUACACCGUGGCAAAUUGCACAGCGAUAUUGAAAAAGUAUCGCGUCCUCACACGGGACCGCCAGGCUGGUGUUCCGAGGAAGGUUAGGACUCUCUGCGCGGAUCUGCGGGCGAGGGAUGCGGAGUUACCCAAGGAUACAGUCUUCGAGCUCGAGCCCUUCCUAAUGACCUGUGAGCGGCUCCUGACGAAGAAUAACAAUGGGGUGAACAGGUUGAUUGGCGAGCUACUCGUUCCAUCAGCGGAGACCGCGAUUGAUCGCGGUCUGUCCCAAUUCCAGCACUAUGCCGUGGGCAUGAGCGAGAUAUGGACGCUAAUGACUCCACUGACGGACGACGGCCAAGAAAUGCUACCAAUCCCUCAGCCCGAUUAUGCCGUAGGAUUCUCGCAAGAAGCCUUUACAGAGGAACAGCUUGAGAGACUCGGGCCGUACUCUGGCCUCGAGUCCAUCUUCCGGCCAACGGCGACAAUGAACUUUCCCUUCCUCACGACAGAGAUCAAAUCGAGGCAGCUGCUCGACAUGGUGGAUGUCGAGAAUACGUAUAGCGCGGCGCUCGCGGUAGGGGGUGUAGUGGCGCUAUUUAGGAUAGUUGGGCGCGAAGAGGAACUCCACAAGGAGGUCCUUGCAUUCUCAAUCUCGCAUAGCCACCGCAUCGUCAGGAUCUAUGCUCACUAUGUGAUGUUCGAUAACGGUGCGGUCUCCUACUAUCGGCACUUAGUCCAUGAAUAUACGUUAACGCCAAGGGAUAUCAGCCAGAGAUGGGCAUCGUACAAGUUCGUCAUGGCGGUAUACAACGAGUGGGCACCUGUGCACCACGCCAGGCUCUGCUCUGUGAUUGAUGAUCUGCCGGUCCCUGCGGAGCAGGACAGGUCGGAAUCUGACUCGGAGAGUUCUGAGGACUGA
Molecule: messenger RNA, 1593 nt
Organism: Aspergillus calidoustus
Lineage: Eukaryota; Fungi; Ascomycota; Eurotiomycetes; Eurotiales; Aspergillaceae
Source: the annotation of a GenBank genome assembly